AUGGGAGAGAGAAGAGCUUUGUUGCUGCUGCUGGUGCUAGCGAUCAUGUGCCAUGUAGUGGCCUUGGUGAGUGGUUACCGUGAAGACUAUCCUGAAGGAGGAGGAGGGAGGAGAGAGAGAGAGGAGAGAGAAAGAGAGAGGGAAGAGAGAGAGCAUGAAGAAGGGUGGUUUCUGUUGCAGGACUCAAAGCAUGUGGUGAAGACUGAUGCAGGGGACAUGAGAGUGGUGAGAGGAGGGUUUGGAGGCGCCAGAUCUAUUGUGGAAACUCCUAUGCACAUUGGCUUCAUCACCAUGGAACCCCAAAGCCUUUUCAUCCCUCAGUACCUUGAUUCCACUCUCAUCCUCUUCAUUCGCAGAGGGGGAGCGAGGAUUGGAAUGAUAUACAAAGAUGACUUUGUGGAGAAGAUACUGAAGAUGGGAGAUAUAUAUAGAAUUCCGGCCGGCUCGGCGUUCUACUUGGUUAACACAGAGGAGGGGCAGAGACUACAUGUCAUAUGUAGCAUCGACACAUCCGAGAGCUUGCGGUCGGAUACCUUACAGUCUUUCUUCAUUGGUGGAGGAACUUAUCCCACAUCUGUUCUUGCUGGAUUCGACCCCGAAACACUAGCAACUGCAUUUAACGUCUCAGUAACAGAAUUAAGGGAGGUGUUGACUAAGCAAGAAGCGGGCCCAAUUGUCCACUUGUCGGACUCUCAUUCACCAAGUGUUUGGACACAAUUCAUGCAAUUAAAGGAGCAUGAAAGGGUAGCUCACCUAAAGAGAAUGGUGCACUUUCAAGAAGAAGAAGAAGAAGAAGCCAUUGAGGAGGAGCAACCAACAUGGUCAUUCAGGAAGUUCUUGAACUCCGUAUUCGGUGAAGAAAAUAAGAGAAAGGAGGAGAAGAGAACGACCAGCGGGAAGGAACCGGACUCCUACAACCUCUACAAUAGACGUCCCGACUUCAGGAACAACUAUGGCUGGAGCAUGGCCCUCGACGAAUCCGAUUACACCCCACUUCGCCACUCCGGUGUUGGCGUUUAUUUAGUCAAUCUCACUGCGGGGUCUAUGAUGGCACCUCAUGUUAACCCAACAGCGACAGAGUAUGGCAUUGUGCUGAGAGGAAGUGGUACAAUCCAGAUAGUGUAUCCUAACGGAACUUCUGCAAUGAAUGCACAAGUGAGUGAAGGUGAUGUGUUUUGGGUGCCAAGAUACUUCCCAUUCUGCCAAAUAGCGUCUAGAACCGGUCCCUUCGAGUUCUUCGGCUUCACCACCUCGGCACGCAAGAACCGGCCACAGUUCCUGGUGGGUCGGAACUCGAUUCUGCAGACCAUGAGAGGAGAUGAGUUCGCAGCUGCAUUUGGUGUGAGCAGGGAGAAGCUUUGGGAGAUCAUCGAUGCUCAGAAUGAGGCCGUCAUUCUGCCCUCGGCCUCCGCGGCACCGCCGGAGAUGAAGAUUAAGGUGAAGAAGGUGGUGCCUAAGGUGAUAACAGAGGUGGUUAUGGACUUUGACUGAAGGACUAGGACUAGCUAUUUGGUAUGGGUGGGUAGAGAUGAAAUAGCGAUUUCAGGAGCGUUUAUGUUUAUGUUUUGUUUUGUUCUGUUUUUGUUUAUUGUGGUUCUUUGCUAAGAUUUUGAGAGAUGUGACUAAGAUGGUUUUAAUCUUUUUUUCUCCUCAGUCCACGACUCCACGUGUGUAAAUUAAUAAGGUCUUUUUUUCUCUUUAUCCAUUGCUAUG
Molecule: messenger RNA, 1713 nt
Organism: Cornus florida
Lineage: Eukaryota; Viridiplantae; Streptophyta; Magnoliopsida; Cornales; Cornaceae
Product: vicilin-like seed storage protein At2g28490
Exons: 5
Coding region: 1-1491 (496 amino acids)
Source: RefSeq, a predicted model, not a curated record